AAUUUUAUUUCUGCUUUGGUGUUGUUUUGUUGCUGUUGAAAUGUUUUGUGUUUACCUUCAUUACGAUUUAUUCUAUAAUUAGGUUAAAAUUGAAGUGUAAUUGGUAACAUUUAAGUAAUCCUGAUUGAUUCUAUAUAUACAACUAAAUUAAAUUAUAUUUAGGAUGAAUUCUGACAAUGAAGAACAAGAGCCUGUUAUAGAUGAAGACUGUGCUGUUUGUCUGCAAAAACUUGAACAUCCAACCCAGUUGCCAUGUAGUCAUAUCUUUUGUUUUCUUUGUGUAAAGGGCAUUGCUAAACAGAGCAGGAAGUGUGCUAUGUGCCGUGCCGAGAUCCCACCUGACUAUUUGGACAAUCCUGUAAUUCUGGAAAAAUUGGAGAUGUCAGUCCCGGAUGGUCCAGAUGUUGAGGGAAGCUACCAAUGGUAUUAUGAAGGGCGAAAUGGUUGGUGGAAAUACGACCAUCGUAGCAAUGUUGAUCUUGAAGCUGCAUACAACGAUAAAAGGGCUGACUGCACUUUACUUAUAGCAGGCCAGCUGUAUGUAAUUGACUUGCAAAAUAUGGUGCAGUUGCGUAGGAGUGACACAACAAAACGUCGUCGUGUUCGUCGAGACACAACUGCAUUGCCGGCUAAAGGUAUAGCUGGAAUUAAAAUAUUUAAAGAUGAAACAAAAUGUGAUUCAGAAGACACAAAUCAUGCUGAUGAUUCUUCUACAAGAGCAGUAAUUGAGAUUUUAGAUGAAAGUACCACAUCAAAUGAGAAUAGUUCAUCAGACGUACAAAAUAUUACUGAUGGUGUAGUAGAAAGAAUGAGAACAAUAAUUUUAAAUGAGCCUGAUCAUCCAGUGGAACAGUCAGGAGACACAUGAUGUUAAAAUUUGAUUUAAAAAUAAGUAAAUUAGUGUGUUGUAAUGUUUUUGAAAGCCAGGCACUUAAUGGGUUGCAUUUGAAUUCAUAGCAAUGUUUUAAGUAAAAUCUGUAGGUAGGUACUUAUGAUUUCAAGUAGUCUAAAACUAUAAGUAAGUAGUGAAGUUAAUAAGUGUUAUUUGAAUUUGCUGUGAUCGAUAUUUUAAAGUGAUAUUUUUCAAAUUAAUCAGUAUGCAGUCACUAGUCCAACUUUAGGGUCUUGAAAAUCGCAUUAAUAACAGUAUUUUUAAUAAGAAAUAUUAGCUGUUAACUUCUUAAUCAUGAGUACCUACAACUAUACUGAAAAUAUUUGCAACACACUCGAUUAAUAAAUCCUUUAUAUGUCUACCAUGAUUGUUUGUAAUAGGUUUGCUCUGGUUUGAACAGACAAUUACUUGUAUUUAUAGAUACGAUAAAUUUACAAUAUUUUAACUGAAAUAUAGCUUAUACAUGCUCUAUGUGCAAAUUUUUUUUUUUGGAUUAUCAGUGUUGUAAGUGCUCAAUAGAAAACAGGCUAAUUUUAUUUUCAUACAAACUUACUCAAGUUGUAUGUUAAAAUUGAAUUAAUUUGUUCUUUAUUUAUUCUAAAAAUGGGUGGUUGUUGUUAGAUCUAUCGAUUUUUGCAUACCCUAUAUAAUAUUAGUUUAAUAAAAGAAUAUUUAAUAAAUAUA
Molecule: messenger RNA, 1576 nt
Organism: Amyelois transitella
Lineage: Eukaryota; Metazoa; Arthropoda; Insecta; Lepidoptera; Pyralidae
Gene: Rnf146
Product: E3 ubiquitin-protein ligase RNF146-B
Exons: 6
Coding region: 164-868 (234 amino acids)
Biological process (GO): ubiquitin-dependent protein catabolic process; Wnt signaling pathway
Cellular component (GO): cytoplasm; nucleus
Molecular function (GO): poly-ADP-D-ribose binding; zinc ion binding; ubiquitin protein ligase activity
Source: RefSeq, a predicted model, not a curated record